Messenger RNA from Ascochyta rabiei, 963 nucleotides. RefSeq lists its product as uncharacterized. The record is from RefSeq and is a predicted model, not a curated record. The coding region runs from base 1 to 963 and encodes 320 amino acids. The transcript is spliced from 3 exons. NCBI's taxonomy places the organism in Eukaryota, Fungi, Ascomycota, Dothideomycetes, Pleosporales, Didymellaceae.
AUGGCGCAUCCAGGCACCGCGCACGUGUACGCUGAGAAGCGGAUUGCGUUUGAACACGCGGGGGCGCAUUCGCACUCGGGUUCUGAUGGACGAGACGGGAAGGGGGGAGAGGAGGAGAGGAAGAAUACAUUGGUCUGGAUUGGUGGGUUGGGGGAUGGGUUGAUGACUGUGAGCUACCCCUCGGCCAUCGCAAAGGCACUGGACGAGGAGUGGGCGAUAGCAGAAAUUCUCCUCUCGUCGUCGUACCGCGGGUGGGGGACGAGCUCGCUGCAGAAAGACGCGAAGGAGAUCGCAGAGUGCGUUGGGUAUUUUCGAGGGUUGAGGCCGCAGGGGCGCUUGGUGCUCAUGGGGCACUCGACGGGGUGCCAGGAUAUCAUGGAGUAUUUGACUGGCGAGGGGCACGCCACGCGGCCCCCGAUCCACGGCGCAAUCCUCCAAGGCAGCGUCUCAGACCGCGAAGCCUGUGCCUUCCUGCUCAGCACGCCCUCGGAGCAAGCCUCGUGCGCCGCGGUGCUGCAAGAAGCCCAACGCCUCAUCGCCGCCGGCACGCCCGAGGAAAUCGUGCCCCGCGAGCACAACAUCGUGCAGCGCGAACUCGGCGCCGCCAUGACUGCCUACCGCACGCACUCGCUGCUGGCGAGCGGCGGCGACGACGACUACUUCUCCACGGACCUCGAGGACGCGGCGCUGCGCGCUACGUUUGGCAGGAUUCCUGCGUCUGUGCCCGUCUUGUUCUUGCUCGGUGCUGAGGAUCCGUUUGUCAGUCCGAAGACGGAUAAGAGGGCGUUGCUGGAGCGGUGGGCUGGGUUUGUUAGGGAGGGUGGGGGCGUCGUGGAUCAGGUGCAUGGUGGUGUUGUGGAGGGUGGGCACCACAAUCUGGAUGGGGAUCCGGAGGAGGUUGUCGGGGAUUUGGUGAGGAGGGUGGUUGGCUUUGUCGAGGGUUUGAAAGGGGAGCGGGUUUGA